This is a messenger RNA of Ilex paraguariensis (yerba mate), 1566 nucleotides long. Lineage: Eukaryota; Viridiplantae; Streptophyta; Magnoliopsida; Aquifoliales; Aquifoliaceae. The record is from the annotation of a GenBank genome assembly.
AUCCAACGCUCGCUUCCAAUUCUGUCUUCAUCACUCUGCUCACAGGACAACUACUGAACAGUCUGAAGAUUUUGAACUGCACUAAACCAUGUUCUUCCUCCUCUAAAUCCUCUCUCUCUCCCACACCCACACCCACCAACCAGCAAUGACUUCUUUACAACUGCUGACGAACCCUAAACCCUCCUCUCUCUACUCCUCCACACUAACCUCUCCCAAUCCUUUCACAACCAAAAUCCAAACGCCUCCAAAAACCUUCCAAAGAUCCAAGCCCACCACCCAAUCAGUCCUACAAUACAACCGAAAGCCCCAAUUAGCGGGAGAAACCCCAAGAGUCGUGGUCAUCACCUCCGGCAAAGGCGGCGUAGGCAAGACCACCACCACCGCCAAUGUCGGCCUCUCAUUAGCCCGCCACGGAUUCUCCGUUGUCGCCAUAGACGCCGACGUCGGCCUCCGCAAUCUGGACCUUCUAUUGGGCCUCGAAAACCGCGUCAAUUACACCGUUGUUGAGGUCCUCAACGGCGAUUGCCGACUCGACCAAGCCCUAGUACGCGACAAGCGCUGGUCUAAUUUCGAAUUGCUCUGUAUAUCAAAGCCCAGAUCCAAACUCCCAAUUGGGUUCGGUGGGAAAGCCCUAGUUUGGGUUGUUGAAGCUCUAAAAGAUCGCCAAGAAGGUUGCCCCGAUUUCAUACUAAUAGAUUGUCCGGCUGGUAUUGACGCAGGGUUCAUUACGGCAAUCACGCCAGCGAAUGAGGCGGUUUUGGUCACCACACCGGACAUUACCAGCUUAAGGGAUGCUGAUAGGGUUAUUGGGUUGUUGGAAUGCGAUGGAAUUAGGGAUAUUAAGAUGAUUGUGAACAGGUCUCGGACGGAUAUGAUUAAAGGGGAAGAUAUGAUGUCUGUUCUUGAUGUUCAGGAGAUGUUGGGGCUGGCAUUGUUGGGGGUGAUUCCGGAGGAUUCAGAGGUGAUUCGGAGUACAAAUAGGGGUUACCCACUUGUGUUGAAUAGACCACCAACGUUGGCUGGGUUGGCUUUUGAGCAGGCCGCUUGGAGGUUGGUUGAGCAGGAUAGUAUGACGGCUGUGUUGGUGGAGGAGGAGCCGAAAAAACGUGGAUUUUUCUCCUUUUUCGGGGGCUAGAAACUGAAUUUGUUUAUAAUUUGACUGAUUUUGUGGAAUUAUUUGAAAAUGGAGAUCUUUUGAGACUAGUGUCUGGCUUGUGUUUUCAGUGGGAACUGCUUGGUGGCGAUGAGGUGUAGAUUUGAAACUGUAUAUAGUAGGGAUACAAGGUUUGCUGUUCUUUAUUUUGACUAUAUUUCACUGUUCUGUGUUUUAUAGUUCAGAGUCUAGUGUUACAUUAUAGCUUUAUUUUGUAGUUUGUGACCAAUUCCAGGUUUUCAGCCCAACUGUAUUCCUUUGCUUGAGUUAUAAAUUUUAUUUUUUUAUACAGUAUCAAUUGUUACUUGGUAGAACUUCUGAUGUUUGUGCCUUCUUGAUCAUUUUACAUUGGAAAAACCUUGUAAUUAGCAUUCAAUUUUGAUGAUUUAAGGUUUGAAACGAUGCGAAUUUAG